Oncorhynchus keta (chum salmon) is the source of this 2150-nucleotide messenger RNA. RefSeq names its product protein spire homolog 1-like. Gene Ontology annotation, cellular component: cell cortex; cytoplasmic vesicle membrane. Bases 1 to 663 code for a protein of 220 amino acids. Gene Ontology annotation, biological process: actin filament polymerization; intracellular transport; actin nucleation. NCBI's taxonomy places the organism in Eukaryota, Metazoa, Chordata, Actinopteri, Salmoniformes, Salmonidae. Gene Ontology annotation, molecular function: actin binding. The record is from RefSeq and is a predicted model, not a curated record. The transcript has 7 exons.
AUGGAGUACCAGCUGGUGGCUUGGUCCAGGGCCUUAGGAGUUAGGGUUGAGGUUAGGGGGUUGGGGUUGGGGUUGGGGUUGGGGCCCACGUUAGGGUUAGGGUUAGGGCCAGGCCAGGGCCAGGGCCAGGGCUUGGGCCAGGCAGGGUUAGGGCCAGGGCAGCUGUGUUUCUCCUGUCGGACUAAAAGGUUCUCCUUCUUCAACCGGUCCUACACCUGCCAAUUCUGCAAAAGGCCUGUGUGCUCUCAGUGCUGUAAAAAGAAGAGUCUUCCAUCUAAGCCGUAUGCCAACCUGUCCAUCUCCUCGCUGGGAUCUACUACCACCAUCCUACCCAGGGAGGAGGCUGGAGGGACAUCAGCCUUGGACACCCCAGAGAAGCCCUCGUCCAGCCAGCGCCUGCGCCGGACUGUCUCCAGGUUAUCCAAACGCAAAAUUGAGCGGUCUAGUGACGAGCUGGAUCUUCCCAAGGAGCUGACAGAGGAUUGGUGUACCAUGGAGGUCUGCAUCAGCUGUAAGAUGUUCAUCUCUGAGAUCAUCUCCAGCAGCAAGCGCUCUCUGGCCACCAAGCAAGCCCAUCUGAAGAGGAAAACCCAGUCCUUCCACAUAUCUUCAGCUAACACAAACUACUGCAGACCCUCUGUGAGGAAUGUCAAGGAGGUUUAACUUUAGGGUCAGACCUCUCUCUGUCCACUCCUUGGGGGCGUCUCAAAUCCAAAUUGUAUUUGUCACGUGCUUCUAAAAACAGCAGUGAAAUGCUUCUAUUUCAUGAAAAACUUCUCCAUAUAGGGCUGCACUUUGACCAGAGCUCAAAGGGACCAGGCUGUUUGUUGGCCAGCUAGCUGUGUGAUGUAUUUAUCAUGACUCUGCUCACCUUGGCUAACACUCUAUGGACUCUGGUCUAAAGUAGUGCACCAAAUAGGGAAUACGGUAGGUACCCUUUUGAGAAAGUCAUACUCUCUCAGCUCUUUGCUGCUCAUCACUGUGUUAUAAUGAUAUAGGUGACCGUUGUAGAAGGUGUUCAGUGUGUUAGUAUAUACUACCUACCUGGAUGGAUGAUUCUAGACAUUUGUUGAAUAGACAGCAUGGGUUCUCUUCCCCUAACCGCUAGUGUCAGGAACGAUUGGGUUAGUGUACAGCUGUGGGCGGACUAUUUAACCAUUUCCUAUUCUCUCACGUUCUGUGAUUAACCCUAAUAUACUGAACAAACGCAACAUGCAACACUUUCAAAGAGUUUACUGAGUUACAGUUCAGGAAAUCAGUCAAUUGAAUUAAAUUCAUUAGGCCCUCAUCGAUGAUUUUCACAUGACUGGGCAGGUUGCAGCCAUAGGACCACCCCCUGGGGAGCCAGACCCACCCCCUGGGGAGCCAGACCCACCCCCUGGGGAGCCAGGCGCAGCCAAUCAGAAUGAGUAUGAGUACUCACAAAAUGUCAGACAGAAAUACUCCUCGGCACCCCCCAGAUGAUCCAGCAGAUGAAGAAGCUGGAUGUUGAGGUCCUGGGUUGGCGUGGUUACUUAUGGUCUGCGGUUGUGAGGCCGGUUGGAUGUACUGCCCAAAUUGUCUAAAGCGACGUUGGAGGCGGCUUAUGGUAGAGAAAUAAACAUUCAAUUAUCUGGCAACAGCUCUGGUGGACAUUUCUACAGUCAGCAUGCCAAUUGCACACUCCCUCAAAACACAAGACAUCUGUGGCUUUGUGUUGUGACAAAACUGCACAUUUUAAGUGGCAUUUUAUUAUCCCCAGCACAAGGUGCACCUGUGUAAUGAUCAUGUUUGUUUAUCUUCUUGAUAUGCUAAACCUGUCAGGUGGAUGAAUUAUCUUGGCAAAGGAGAAAUGCUCACUAACAGGGAUGUAAAAUGAAUUUGUGCACAUGGAACAUUUCUGGGAUAUUUUAUUUCAGCUCAUGAAACAUGGGACCAACACUUUACAUGUUGCGUUUUAUAUUUUGGUUAAGUGAAUUAGGGGGACCUUUCAAAUAGCUGCUGAGAUCACGGACGUGGUCGGUGAGACCUCUCGUCCCCGUCCAGAGAUAAUAUAUAUAUUUAACAGUAGUGUGGUCGGUCGGUGAGACCUCUAGUCCCUGUCCAGAGAUAAAAUAUAUAUGUAACAGUAGUGUGGUCGGUCGGUGAGAUUUCUAUUUCCCUUCCAGAGA